Molecule: messenger RNA, 1632 nt
Organism: Penaeus monodon (black tiger shrimp)
Lineage: Eukaryota; Metazoa; Arthropoda; Malacostraca; Decapoda; Penaeidae
Product: dipeptidase 1-like
Exons: 11
Coding region: 265-1632 (455 amino acids)
Biological process (GO): proteolysis
Molecular function (GO): metallodipeptidase activity
Source: RefSeq, a predicted model, not a curated record
AGAGGUAGUACGCAAGACCCAGCUCCGGAGCGGCUGACGGCGUGCUUUUCUACUCUGGGGGGACUUGGACUCUAGCGUCUGGUGUGCCACGCUCUAAACUCUAUAGAGGGAUGUAGUAUCUAUAUCAUAUGGACUUUAUACAGUAAUUGCGGUACAACGAAGAAUACUUUGUUGCAAAUGUGACACAAAAAAAAUAUACAUUGGAAUUUCGCAUGGAGCGUAGUCACCACUGAAUCAGCAACGUAUAAGGCAACAACGACAGUGAUGAUCAAGACGGGCGCAGCGGCAGUGACUGUGGUGACACUGGCACUGUUGGCGAUCCAGGAGAGCAGUGCCACGCCGCUUCCUGUCCGGGUGUCGGCGAAGGCGAGCUACAAGGAGAGGCUGGCGGCGGCGCGCGAGCUCCUUCGGGAAUCACCGCUCAUCGACGGCCACAACGACCUGGCAUGGAACCUGCGCAUGUUCCUGCACAACAAACUCCACUCUUUCAACCUGUCAGCCGACCUCGCACAGGAGAAACCGUGGAUGAAAUCUUCUUUCUCGCACACGGACCUGCCUCGUCUGCGCAGAGGUCAUGUGGCAGCACAGUUCUGGUCGGUGUACGUGCCGUGUGAGUCGCAGUACCUGAACACCGUGCAGCUUCUGAUGGAGCAGAUCGACGUCAUCAAGCGCAUGAUCGCCGCCAGCCCCGAGGAAACGACGCUGGUCACCUCCCCAGCAGGUAUCGAGGCUGAAUUUCACAACGGGCGUGUGGCGAGUCUCAUGGGCGUGGAAGGUGGCCACAGUUUAGCGAGCAGCAUGGGCGUUAUGAGGGCUCUGUACGAUUUGGGCGUCCGAUACAUUACCCUCACACACAAGUGCCAUACGCCAUGGGCCGAGUGUUCAGAGACGGGUGGACCGGCGGCGAACUCCCGAGGUCUCACGCCCUAUGGCAAGGAGAUGAUCAGGGAGAUGAACCGCCUCGGCAUGAUGGUCGACCUCUCGCACUCGUCCACCAGCACCGUGAGGGACGCCCUGGAGACCUCGCUGGCGCCCGUUAUCUUCUCGCACUCCGCCGCCCGCACCCUCUGCGACAUUGAGAGGAACGUUCCCGACGACGUUCUCAGCUCUCUGGCAUCGAACGGAGGCCUUGUGAUGGUGAGUUUCUACAACGAUUUCCUCACUUGCGGGAAGAAGGCGACCAUAAAAAACGUCAUUGGGAUUGAUUUCCACCUUUUUGACCUUCAGACUUCCUUCCACACGUUCCUAGAGAUCUUUCUCCAGAUCUUCAAACAUUCCUUCAGACCACCAGACUUAUCUUCAUACAUCCCUUUAUACUUUCAGACCUCCCCUUAUUCAGCUGAGGUUUCGAACGGAGUUAUGAGCUCUGCAGUGGUGACAGAACUGAAGGACUGGUGUCUCACUAGGUUAAGUUACUCUUGUGACGACGAUCUAAUUAUCGAUCCGGCCAAAAGAUUAAAACAAAACAAAAACGAAAAGUCAUAUCAACACGAAUCUCUGUUUUAUAUGGCCUUCCCAUACUGCAUAAACACGAGCCCAUUAACCACUAAGGAAUACAGUAUAGAAACCCUUUUUUCUUCAAGGAAAUUUGUACUCUUAAGCUACAUCCGGCAUGGGAAAAGAAGGACCUAA